UCGUGUCCGCCUGAGAAGAGGAACAAAACAAUCUCUCUCUGUGGCAAUGGCUUCUUCAAGCGGAUGGAUGGGCAACAUGUACUCGAUUGCUUCUCGCAUUUAUUUCUUCCUCAUCAUCCUUCAGAUACCUCUCUUCAGGGUCCCAUGUCGAUCAGGGAUAUGUACCACGCCAUUAGAGGCGACUUCUUCACAGUUGAUAGCAACUGACGUUUGCCCUGUAUUUGUAGUGAAGGCUCUUCUCUACCCUGGUGCUGUUGCUAAUGGUAUCAUCAACAAUAGAACCAUCCCUAGAUGGGAUAACAUACUAAAUAUCUACAACUUGACAAAUGUGAAAGAAGCCUCACCAGAGACUGACCUCAAGCGCCUUGAGGUCCUUGCAGGUAGUUACUUUGCUGUGGCAGGAGCAAUUGUGGGUUUGCUGAAACCAGGAAGGAUGAGCAUGUUUGGGACACUUCUCGUCAUUUGGGGUCUUGUAAAGGAAGGGAUCUUUGGAAAACCUGUUAACACGGAUCCUACAAAAGCCGUUUAUGUGUACCCAACAAUGGUAAUUGCUCUGGUUUGUGCAUUUGCAUCCGUAAAGUAUGAUUUGAAGAAGAUAACCAGAAGUGCACCAGUCCGUCCUAUUGCCAAACCUUUGCAAAGCUCUAAAAAAUCAAAGCUGAAAUGAGUUGCCUUUGUUACAAAAUGUUUUCUUCCGUUGGAAGCAGUUUUUUUUAGUUGAAGCCCCUUGUUUGGGGACCGAGGUGGCAUAAAGCAAACAGUCUCUGAAAUUUAUCU
Messenger RNA from Telopea speciosissima, 777 nucleotides. RefSeq lists its product as uncharacterized. Bases 47 to 667 code for a protein of 206 amino acids. The record is from RefSeq and is a predicted model, not a curated record. Lineage: Eukaryota; Viridiplantae; Streptophyta; Magnoliopsida; Proteales; Proteaceae. The transcript has 3 exons.